AUGGUGGAAAGCGUUUGGGACAUUUUGGCGUACCAUUAUCUAUGGAGGUUUAGUAGAAGUGCUGACGUGCUGAGGUUUAAGAGUCUGCAUACAGCGAGUGUUACAGAGGAAGAGAGAGAUGGAAUAGCGUCACUACCAACAGAACUGCUGACGAGAAUCAUGUACGUUUUGGAGCCAAAAGAUCGUCUAUCAAUGUUGCUCACUUGCCGCUCAAUAUACAGCAAAUGUAUUAUUGGUUUUUAUUCCAUGACGCCUCUCCGACUUAAGUAUGACGGUACCAAAGAAGCCCAGAGAAGGUGCAAUACCACCAUGGCAUUCUUGGAGAAUCAAACAUCUGUCGUGGAAACAAUACAGGCAAUGCUGUAUUGUAGAAAAGAAAACGAAAAGUUGGCCAGAAAGGUAUAUAAUCCGUUCAGUGUUCCCAGUUUCGCUCCGAGCGUCCCACCGUUGAGUCUUAUGACUGGGUUGGUUACUCUAACAAUUGAAGUGACCUCAGUCUCCGAUCUGGCAAAAGUCAUUUCGUCGAUUCCGACGUCUCUAAAGAGAUUGGUGCUCGUUCUGGACACAAAGACGGCAAAAGGAUACUGGAAAGAUUUCGGGGAGAAUGACUUGCAGCAAAAGCCAUUGCAGAUAAGAUAUCUCUCGGUGAUCUCAAAGAAGACAAUCUUAGGCAAUUCAGUUCAUGCCUCUCUAUUGUCUCUUCUUCCUAUCAACACUCUCAAUGUCGAUGUGUAUCAGAGAUACUUCCAGAACAGUCAGAUUCGAAUGCUGCAAGCUCUCACCAACAAACGAUCUCGAAUGGCUCAAACAAUUGGAUCACUAAUUGCGAGAGUCAUAACUGCUGCACGACAAAAUAUCAUUUCAAUUGAGUUGCAACGAUUCGACGCGGCACUAGUCUUUUGCAAUGAGGACAUGGACUCAGCAGAGAUAACAAACCUAAGACUCCUUUUUAUGGACAGCACCUCUAAGAUCCACCUCUCUUUCUGGAUGAACAAUUUUGAGAAAGAGAACUGCGAAAAACGCAAAUUUCAAGAGGAGACCUCGUUUUUGAUGCCUUCUGGAAGUCCUGCCCGUAAACGUUUCCCGCUUGUGGUUUGUGUGGCCGACGAACGGCAAAACAAGCUUAAUAUCAAAACAUGUAGUGAUGGUAUGGGAUGGACAAAGGUUUCGGGGAAUACAGAAAAACUCCUGACAAAUAUAAAGACAACAUUGGGUCUGAUGUAUUAA
Messenger RNA from Kuraishia capsulata CBS 1993, 1227 nucleotides. RefSeq lists its product as uncharacterized. Bases 1 to 1227 code for a protein of 408 amino acids. NCBI's taxonomy places the organism in Eukaryota, Fungi, Ascomycota, Pichiomycetes, Pichiales, Pichiaceae. The record is from RefSeq and is a predicted model, not a curated record. The transcript has a single exon. Gene Ontology annotation, molecular function: protein binding.